Messenger RNA from Ziziphus jujuba (common jujube), 2307 nucleotides. Its product is annotated as inositol 1,3,4-trisphosphate 5/6-kinase 4. The transcript has 12 exons. Lineage: Eukaryota; Viridiplantae; Streptophyta; Magnoliopsida; Rosales; Rhamnaceae. Gene Ontology annotation, biological process: inositol trisphosphate metabolic process. Gene Ontology annotation, cellular component: cytoplasm. The coding region runs from base 397 to 1959 and encodes 520 amino acids. The record is from RefSeq and is a predicted model, not a curated record. Gene Ontology annotation, molecular function: inositol-1,3,4-trisphosphate 6-kinase activity; inositol-1,3,4-trisphosphate 5-kinase activity; magnesium ion binding.
UAUGCGUGUUCGGUUCGAUCAGAUUUAUCGGUCCGAAUUGGUUCCACCGAUUAUUUACCCACCCCUAAUUACAAAUAAUAAUAAUAAUAAUAAUAAUUAAUAAAUCUUUUCGAAAAUAGUCCAGUGAGGAUUGGAAUGUUGGAAUUUCACGCUCAAUCGAGAAAUGAAUAAAUAAAUAACAACAACAAUAAUAAUAGCGUAUUAAAUUAAAAAGUGAAGUCACCAGAAUCAAAUCACGAGGGAAGAGAGAGGAAAAAGUAGAGGAAGCUUGUUUAGGAUUUACGAUGCAGGGGCGAUUGCGUAAAUUCGCUAAUUGUAUAGCAUUGGGCACAGGCAAAGCAUAGAAGUGUCCUCGGUGGGUCUUGUUGCGGUGAAUCAAUCAAUCGAAAUCGGACGAUGCAAACAGCCAUUGCAGGUUGCAGUAAACAAAGAGAGAGAGAAAUGGCGGGUGGUAAUGGUAUUGUGAGGGGUGUGAUAAUGGACGAGGCAGUGGUUUUACAGCAAAACCAAGAGUGUUUACAGCCAGGGGCCGAGUCCCUCCUCCGAAAGCUUCGUUAUUCCGGCAUCCGUACGGGAAUUUCUUACGGACCGGGUCUUUCAUCUCGGAAGGUGAGUCUUCUGAAAAGGAUGGCGAAUCUGCAUUCAGUCGAUUGCUUUAUGUUGGAUGCUUCUUCUACUUAUGCUGCUAUUCAUGAGGUUAUGCUAUCUUGGCAUGACAUUGGAGGCAGUAUUUUGUAUCUAGUUUCUAAUGAGAAGAAGGACAUCUCUCUCGAACUAAGCAAUUGCAACUGGCUGAUCACUGUUCUGAAUACUGAGGGUGGUAGUUCAUGUGAAAGUUCAAGCAUCAUUCAAAUCAAUAGAUUGGAUGAGUUACCUUUGACCAUUUGCCACUUCAAUAGAAAGGAAACCGGGAAAAAUGUUACAACAGUUGGUUAUGUCAUGAAGCCUUCACGUCAAGAAGAUUUUGCUAAGAGGGGUGCAUUCCCUAUGUAUCCAACUAAAAAUGGGUUAAUGUUCCUUCCCCUCACAUUUGAGCUACCUCUUUCACCUCAAUUACAAGAAGUUGAUAUAGUUCUUCAUAAAGCAACAGAUGAAAUUUUAUCCAUUGAACUAAGUGGCUCUUCAGGACACCCUAAUAAAAUAACUUAUACCAGGGGCAUGCAGGAAUUGAAAUGUUAUAUGGAUCAUCAUGUGGAUUUUUGUGUGAUUGACCCACUUGAUAACAUUUACCCUGUAUUGGAUCGGCAUAAAAUUCAACAGAUUCUACUUGGGUUGGAAGAUGUAAAUACUUCAGGCGUUAAGAUCAGGGGACCCCAUUUUCUUAAGGUGGAUGAUUUUAACGAGCCUGAUUUCCUUCAAAGGCUAUCCAAAGCUAAGCUAUCUCUUCCAAGUAUAGUGAAACCUCAGGUUGCUUGUGGUGUGCCUGAUGCUCACAGUAUGGCAAUUGUUUUUAAAGUUGAAGAUUUCAAAGAUUUGAGUGUUCCCCUUCCCGCAGUUAUUCAGGAAUAUGUCAAUCACUCGUCGAUUCUGUACAAGUUCUAUGUGUUAGGGGAGAAAGUGUUUUAUGCAGUUAAGAAUUCUACACCAAAUACUGAUACAUUGAUGAAAUUAUGUGGAAGCAAUGAACUGAGACCUUUAGUUUUUGACAGUGUUGGUGAUUUGGUUGACAGCUUAAAAUCUCUACCAACUGCAAAUGAAAAGGAGCAUCGUGUAAAUGAGCGCAUAGAUCAUGAUCGGGUGAGAGAUGCUGCAGAGUGGCUGAUGAGAAAUCUUGGUCUGACCAUCUUCGGGUUUGAUGUUGUUAUAGAGGAACGAAGCGGCGAACAUGUGAUAGUGGAUGUGAACUACCUACCUUCAUUCAAGGAAGUUCCAGAUGAUGUUGCCAUACCUGCCUUGUGGGAUGCCAUUAAGAGAAAAUCGGAAUCCAGGAGGACACAAAGAGAAGAAAACAAAUGUUGAAUGUUACAAAUAAAGUUGAUGCUGAUGAUGAUUAACCAAGUUAUGUUUAGGGUGGUUGGUUUCAAUUAAAUUUUCCGUCAUCACAUGAAGGGCGUUUGCCUGUAAGUGGUAGUAAAUAUGAAGAAGAAGAAGAUGAUGAUGAUGAUAUCAAUCUUAAAUGGCAUUCUGUUGUCCCCCCCCCCCCCCCCCAAAAAAAAAAAAAAAAAAAAAAAAAAAUCAGCGUUAAAUUGCAUCCUCUAAAAAAGGGUCUAAGAAAUGUAAUUUGGAGGAGCUAACUUAUUGUGAUGGCAUUCGAUUUGGAAGUAAUUGACAUGAAUCUGUUAAUAUAAUAAUAAACUGAAUUGGCCA